Molecule: messenger RNA, 1527 nt
Organism: Yamadazyma jaroonii
Lineage: Eukaryota; Fungi; Ascomycota; Pichiomycetes; Serinales; Debaryomycetaceae
Source: the annotation of a GenBank genome assembly
AUGAGGUUCAGUGAACCCUUAGCUUUCACCAGUUUAUUUCCAUAUAUUUACUUCUAUGUUAGAGAUUUCGGAAUCUCUCCUACAAAGGAAGGAAUUGUAUUUUAUACUGGAGUGCUAACGUCGGUAUUUUCCAUCGGACAAUUUUUAUGUUCGGUCCAUUGGGGUAGGUUAAGUGAUAAGAUUGGUAGGAAACCCGUGGUAAUGAUAGGUAUAGUGGGUACGAGUUUGAUGAUGAUAUUAUUUGGAGUGGCCAGGAAUUUUUAUGUUGCAGCCUUUGCACGGUUUAUGAUGGGAUGCUUAAAUGGGAAUGUGGGGAUAUACCGGACUUCAUUAGGUGAAAUGGUUACUGAUAGAAGUCAACAAGCUUCAGCUUUUAUGGUGGUACCAAUGAUGUGGAACUUGGGGAUUAUUGUAGGACCAAUUCUUUCGACAUUCUUCUUGGGUCCUAUAAAUAAAGAGGAAUUCAAACCUGGAGGUGAACAUUGGGAAAAAAUCACCGAUUCCCCUUAUUUGAUGCCUAACUUGGUAGUAGCAUUCUUCCUUUUCAUUUCUCUCAUUAUUGGGUUCCUAUUUUAUGAAGAAACUAAUGAGAAGGUUAAAGGAAGAUAUGAUUUGGGGUUGGCAAUCGGUGAUAAGAUUACUGGAUUCAUCAUGAAACUUGGUUGGAGACGUAGUUCUUAUGUUCCAUUGACUCCACCUCCAGAAAGUUUGUUCGAUAUCGAUUCCCCAGUACCAGCAAUUAGACUAGAAGAUUCCCCCCAAACUCCCAGACAUAAAUCAAGGGUACCGGCCAUAGAUGAUGAAUUAAUGAUCGAACUGACUUUAGAUCCAUCCUUGGAUGAAGAACUGAUGAUUGAACUGACUAUAGAUGAACCAAUAGAUGAAGUUAUGUUCACUCCUAAUGUCAUCAAGACCAUCAUGGCAUAUUUCAUAGUAUCACUUGAAAAUGUUGUUUUCACCGAAUUUCUUCCAGUAUUUCUUGCCAAACCCGUUUCUAAGGACUUGUCCUUCCCCUUCCAGAUGUCAGGAGGGUUUGGUUAUACUUCUGAACAAAUAGCUCAUAUUACUUCAAGUACUGGACUUAUUGGAUUUACGAGUAUAGUAUUGUUCCCCUAUUUAGAUAAGAAUUUCGGGAUAAAAGUUUACCAAAUGGCAUUAUUUUGUAUGACAAUCGUUAUAGGAUACCUCCCGUUCAUUAUAUUCUUAAUACCUCAACAUAGUCAUCUACCAUGGUAUGUUUCAAGAGUUGUUAUUUAUGCUACAGCUUUGAUAUAUCAAUUUUCUUCGGCUAUUGGUAUACCUUCAAUUACAUUUUUAGUUCAUUUAGUAUCGCCUAAACAACAUAAGGGAACAUUGAAUUCCCUUGCCUUAGGUUUAGGUGCAUUGGCAAGGUUUUUAGGUCCGGUUAUUUGGGGUGGGUUAAUGAGUUAUUUCGAUGGUAAAAAUCUUGGAGGAGUCUCUUGGUUCAUAUUAUCUGCAAUAUGUUUCCUUGGGUUUGUUCAUUCAUUCACCAUUAAUUAUGCUUAA